AUGCAAUCAAGCUGUGCUGGUACAAUGAUAUCAGAUAGGCAUGUAUUAACAGCUGCACAUUGUUUUAUCCAAAAAGAUUGUGAACAAAGAACUGUAACCAAAAUAUUAAGCGGUAAAAAGUGGAAAGUAUAUUAUGGUGGUGGUUGCUUACCAUUUUCUAAAGAUGUUUGUUCAAAUUUCCAACGAAUGGCACGAUCAGUAAAUGUUAAAAAUAUUGCAAUUCCGGCUGAUUAUCUCACGGGACCUUGCUUACAUAAUGAUAUUGCUAUUGCUACUGUUAAAUUGAAAAUGGUUAAAUUUUUUAGAUUUGAUUUUUGUAAAGUUAUUUGA
Molecule: messenger RNA, 330 nt
Organism: Loa loa (African eye worm)
Lineage: Eukaryota; Metazoa; Nematoda; Chromadorea; Rhabditida; Onchocercidae
Exons: 3
Coding region: 1-330 (109 amino acids)
Biological process (GO): proteolysis
Molecular function (GO): serine-type endopeptidase activity
Source: RefSeq, a predicted model, not a curated record